Molecule: messenger RNA, 936 nt
Organism: Ostreococcus lucimarinus CCE9901
Lineage: Eukaryota; Viridiplantae; Chlorophyta; Mamiellophyceae; Mamiellales; Bathycoccaceae
Exons: 1
Coding region: 1-936 (311 amino acids)
Biological process (GO): methylation
Molecular function (GO): nucleic acid binding; methyltransferase activity
Source: RefSeq, a predicted model, not a curated record
AUGCGCGCCGCGCUCGCGUCCCCUCGCGCCGCUCGUCCCGCGACGACGAUCGUCCGCGCGCUUUCGACCGCUCCGCGCGCGCCGCGCGUCGCCGACGGCGAAACUCUCGACGUGCUCGGCGCCUCGAAGCUUCGCGUGGUGCAAAGCAAAGUCGGCUACCGCACGGGCGUCGACGCCCUCGCCCUCGCGUGGUUCGCGAGACGAAGCCGCGGCGACGUCGAGAGUUUCGCCGAUCGCGCGUGCGACCUCGGGGCGGGCUCGAGCGGGGCGGUCGGGCUCGCGUACGCGCUGUCGGGAGCGCGGCCCGCGCGCGCGACGUUCGUCGAGGCGCAGCGGGACAGCUGCGAGAGGCUUCGACGAAGCGUCGAGACGAACGCGCGAGCGAGCGAUGCGUUCGACGUCGUGCCGGGGGAUGUCGUGGAAGACGCGCGGGCGCUGCUGGACGAUCGUAAAAUGCGGCGGGCGUUCGAUGUGGUGCUGACGAACCCACCGUUUUUCGAGGCGACGCGCGGGACGCCGCCGAAGAAUAAAGAGAAAAAAGGCGCUCGGUUUGGCAUACUGGAGGAUGGAGGCGCGGCGACGAUUCACGACUUUAUCGGGUUCGCAAAGGAGGCGCUGAGAGAGGAUGGAGAAUUUUUUGUCGUCUACCCCAGUCUUGGCCGCGCGCGGUUGUUGGCGGCGAUGGUGGCGGCAUUCGGCGACGACGCCGUGCGCGCGACGGAUGUGUUCGACCACGAAGGCGCGUCGCGGCCGAGUUUAGUAUUCGCCCGCGCGACAUUGCGAGGAUAUUCAGGCGAUGCGGUCGAGACGUCGUGCGCGCUUUACCAGGAGACGUCGUGCGCGCUUUACCAGGAGGCGCGCGUGGGAGAGGGGAAGCGGGCGUACGUGGAUUCGUUUGAGAUGUUUCUUCAACGCGUCGCGCAGGCCGGCGUGUGA